GUCCAGCGACCCACGUCUGGAGCAGCGCGAGUGCAGAGCCCGCGGGGAAGCGCAGCCCGGGAUCCGCCCGCGCGAACUGAUGGCCGGGGAGCGGGGCGAGCCCCGCGGAGCAAAGCGGCAUCCUCGGGACUGGGCGCCCCCUCCACGCACAGCAGGGAAUCCGGGGGCCCGCACGUGAAGGGCUCUGGGCACCGCAGCCCACUCAAGAGCAAGACAUUGGUUUUCUGCCCUCAGUCUCCAGGGGCUGGCCAGCCCCCAGCUCCCUGCUGUCCUACGGCUUCCCCGCCGCUGUCCAGGAACAGCUCUGCAGCACGCCAGGGGUUAACGAGCGCUGCGAGGAGGAAGCACGUGCUAGCGCGCAGCAAUAGGUAGCGGUGUGCACACGGGGCAGCAGGAGCAGACGGCACUCCGCAGUCACUCCGGGGCAGGGGGAGCAGACCGCACUCCGCAGUCACUCCGGGGCCGGAGCUGGGACCGGUUCUUUGGCUCCACCCCACGUCAGAACCAAGAUGCUGGACCAGAUCGCGCUGCUGGCCGCUGUGACCGUGCUGGGAGUCCUGGAGCAAGCCUAUUUUGCACUGCAGGUGAUCUAUGCCAGACGGAAGUACAGUGUCUCCCCCCCGGAUACAGCAGGCCCACCAGAAUUUGAGAGAGUCUUCAGAGCUCAGGCGAACUGCUCCGAAUACUUUCCAAUCUUUGUGUCUGUCCUGUGGGUGGCUGGAAUCUUCUUCCAACAAGGUGUGGCUGCAGUCUGUGGGCUACUCUACCUGUAUGCUCGGUACCAGUACUUCCAGGGAUACAGGCUGUCUGCCCAUGGAAGAAUAGUGGAUCCUUCUGCACAACCUAUGGAGUGAGAAAGCUGCUAAAUUAGCAGUACUCACCAUAUCUCAGGAAAGAGCCUGUGACAGUUCUUCCCUCCUUUUGGGUCCUCUGAAGAUAGACUAAUUAUGCUAGUGAGUUGGAUUAAGCAAGCAUCAGUUAAUACUGCUCAGAACUUACACCUGCAGGCAUGGCCUUGUCAAAUUUUUCAUCCACUUAAUGUUGCUGACCCUUGCUGAACUAUAAGCUGCCUCAAAAAUUUAACAUUUUUACUCUGUUGUAGUUACUUGUUGCUGCACUUACCUGUGCAAUGGGAAACAUACACAGGUUUUCUGCUAUAAGAGUCAAUGCAUUUGUCAUAGGACAGUCCAGGGGUGCACUGCAUACACAGUUGGUGAGUGGAGACACAAAAUAGCCAGAAAAGGUGAAGAGAUAGUUUCCCAAACGUAUAGCUUUAGAUACACUGGUUUGAAGGGGAGGAACACACAAUACUUCAGCAAUUUUCUUCUUUUAUAACCACACGUUAAAAGCAAAGGCCACUCAAAGACAGGCUCUCUCCUAAUCCAACAGAAACCUGCAUUGGUUUUAAUAAGUGAACUGAGGAGGGAGGAAUUACACCCCUCUGCCUGGAUACAGAGCCACUGAGGAUGUUUUCAGCAUCAGGUGGCCCUUGUCAAUAGUAGACUAGUAAGGAAAAAAAAAAGGCACAUUUUACAUGUAAUAUAUUACAAUGAGUGAGUGUUUAGCAAUGGUUCCUUUUCUUAGUAUAUGCAGAGUUGCAGUACAGUCUGUUCAGUUAUGCAACUACAGCAACCUGCCUGUAAAAGCAGGGCCCCUGGACCUGGCACCAGUGCCACGAGGAGCACUACCUUGGCUAAUUUAUAACCCUAUUCAACAGUUACACUGCGUAGCCAUGGAAAGGGGAAGCAAUUUUACAAUCUGCAAGUCAAAUAUGAAGAGCCUCUUGCUAGAAAGUUAAACCUGAGUGAAGACAAGGGCAAGGAUUUUAAAUUUAAUUAAACUUUAUUACAGUGCACAUUAUUUUUAAUAUAUAUUUAUAUAGAGAUGUACUUGAAAAAUCAAAUGUAUCCAAUAAUAAAAAAUACAGCACAUUAAAGUAGUAUUAUGCAUUCCAGUGUAUAGCUGAAGAGACAUUGGGAUUUCAGAAAAAACUUCUGAGAAAUUACAUGACUCCUGACCAUUUUAGAACUGGGCUACCUAUUUUCAAAAUUCACAUCAACCAGUAACUGAAAUAUUUAUUAAAAAGAUGGAUUUUGCACUCAAAAUCUCAAGGCGUGAAGACACUGGGGCCUUCAACAUAAGUUUUAUUCAGGGGCCGUGUUCAACCCUGGCAGGCACAGUGUGGUUUAGUAUUUCCCUGCCAUUCCGGUAUACGUAAUCCCCUCUGGCAGAACCAUGACCCUUCCUGGACCAAGAGGAGAGCUCCAUCUUCCUGCUCACUUAAUCCUCAGCUGGAGUCCUGGAGGAACUGCCUUUUGCUGGGGCAAGGCGAAAUGAAGUGAUUCAAGCUGUGAUUGUUUUCCCCAAUACAUUUCAACCCUGCUCUGCAGUUGGUAAGGGGAAUUCAGUCGCUCAGAGCCAAAAAACUGUCCCUCUCCACUGCUCUGGCAAUAGGGCUACCAUGCCCCCCACUCACCCACCAUAGCUAGGGUCUGCCCUUUCCUGGGCUGAAGAUACGUCUGGCCUUCCUGCUCGUUAGAUCCUUUGUUCUGUAAGCCUGCCAAACUAUGAUGUAGCGUGACCCAACUGCUACAUUCAGGGACCCAUAUCCCUGAGAGGAUGAGUGAGAGUGUGCUCCUUCCCCAGGGGAACAAACCAAACCUUUAAACUAGGAUUAUUUCCCCUUGGUCUCCAUACAGCAAGAGCGGACAGUAUGACCACCCCCCCACAAAGUCAGCUGCAGCCAACACGUGCCAGUGUGGGCACUGGUGUUAUCUUGUUU
Messenger RNA from Chelonoidis abingdonii (Abingdon island giant tortoise), 2782 nucleotides. RefSeq names its product leukotriene C4 synthase (gene LTC4S). Gene Ontology annotation, biological process: leukotriene biosynthetic process. The record is from RefSeq and is a predicted model, not a curated record. Gene Ontology annotation, cellular component: nuclear envelope; membrane; endoplasmic reticulum. Gene Ontology annotation, molecular function: enzyme activator activity; glutathione transferase activity; glutathione peroxidase activity. NCBI's taxonomy places the organism in Eukaryota, Metazoa, Chordata, Testudines, Testudinidae.